This is a messenger RNA of Neomonachus schauinslandi (Hawaiian monk seal), 984 nucleotides long. RefSeq names its product Kruppel like factor 14 (gene KLF14). The transcript has a single exon. Gene Ontology annotation, biological process: regulation of transcription by RNA polymerase II. Gene Ontology annotation, molecular function: RNA polymerase II cis-regulatory region sequence-specific DNA binding; DNA-binding transcription factor activity, RNA polymerase II-specific. NCBI's taxonomy places the organism in Eukaryota, Metazoa, Chordata, Mammalia, Carnivora, Phocidae. The coding region runs from base 1 to 984 and encodes 327 amino acids. The record is from RefSeq and is a predicted model, not a curated record.
AUGUCCGCCGCCGUGGCGUGCCUGGACUACUUCGCCGCUGAGUGCUUGGUGUCCAUGUCCGCGGGCGCCGUGGUUCACCGCCGCGCGCCGGACCCCGAGGGCGCGGGCGGAGCCGCCGGCUCGGAGGUGGGUGCGGCGCCGCCGGAGUCCGCUCUGCCGGGUCCGGGGCCACCGGGACCCGCGUCGGUCCCCCCGCUCCCCCAGGUCCCCGCCCCCAGCCCCGGCGCGGGCGGCGCCGCGCCCCACCUGCUGGCUGCAAGCGUCUUGGCUGACUUGCGCGGCGGCUCUGGGGAGGGCUUCGGGGAGAACUCGGGGGAAGCUCUGCGCGCCUCGUCCGGUUCCUCCGGCCCGACCCGGUGCUCCGGCCCGACCCUGGGCUCAGAGCCGACCCCGGCCUCCAGCGCGGCGGAGAUCUCCGGACCCGCGCACUCCUCCGGCGCGCUCGCGGUCCCCGGAGCGCCUGCCGUCCCCGGAGCGCCUGCCGUCCCCGGGGUGGUCCCCGGCGAGGCCCCUGGGGCCUGCCCCGCCCCCGCCACAGGUCCAGUGCCCCGUCGGAGGCCGGUGACACCUGCUGCCAAGCGCCAUCGCUGCCCCUUUCCGGGCUGCAACAAAGCCUAUUACAAGUCGUCGCAUCUGAAGUCCCACCAGCGCACCCACACGGGUGAGCGCCCUUUCUCCUGCGACUGGCUCGACUGCGACAAGAAGUUCACGCGCUCCGACGAGCUGGCCCGCCACUACAGGACGCACACGGGCGAGAAGCGCUUCUCCUGCCCCCUCUGCCCCAAGCAGUUCUCCCGGAGCGACCAUCUGACCAAGCACGCUCGCCGCCACCCAGCCUAUCAUCCCGACAUGAUCGAGUACCGCGGGCGCCGUCGCACUCCCCGCGUCGACUCGCAACCCACCGGCGUGGUGGACAGCUCCGGCUCCGUCCCGGGCCAGGCGCCCAGCCUCACCACCUGCCUGUCUGACAGUCAUUGCUGUUAA